AUGGCAGACGCACUUAAACAAUCUUCAAUGUCCCGCGUUUUGAUAGUUGGAGGCUCCUUCGCAGGGGUGGCCGCCCUCAAGGCUCUGAUUAAGAAGAGUGCUAGCUCCACAAAGCCAUUGGAGGUUACGCUAGUCGAGCCCAAGCUCGGAAUGCUCAAUAUCUUGGGCAUUCCUAAAGCCGUGAUCGACCCGGACUUUGCAGUCGAAUCUUUUGUCUCGUUUGAUCGGGCAAACGUUUAUUGGGACACAAUCAGGCUUCAGGAAGGAUCGACGUUCGACGCCAAAAAAGUUUUGCGCAGUGAGAAUGGCGAUAAGCCAAAUGUGGGGAUCUUUGCUGAAGAGGUGAAGUACAAUCCUAAUCUGAAGCUUCAUUUUAUCCAGGGUCAAAUUACCCAGCUCUCCAAAAAUUCCGCCCACGUGAAGCUCGAGCAACUCGACAAGGGCAAGUUGCCCGACAAGUACAAGCCGAAAACCAAGGCAGAGGAGUUUGAUGUUUCUUUCGACAGCUGUAUCAUUUGCAGUGGUCGGACCCGAAACUGGCCGCUGGACCCUUUGUCUUCUACGUCGGAGGAAUUGAGAAAAGAGAUGACCGAUUCGGCCGAGCAGAUCAAGAACUCCAAGAAGACGGUGAUCAUUGGCGGCGGUGCGUUGGGCAUCGAACUCGCCGGCGAAAUCAAGCACGAGUACCCUGAGAAGGAGGUUGUUUUGAUCCAUCCCCACUCGACCCUGCCACCAGAGUCCCUUCUCGGUGAUCAGUUCAAAGAGCAGACGUUGGAGUUCUUGAAAAACUUGGGGAUUGAGGUGCUUCUCAACACGAGAGUCAAGACGGAGGCAGAGGAUGGCACGUUGGUGACCACCGACGGCCGCACUAUCAGCAGCGAUCUCGUUUUCUGGUGUAACUACAAGAAGAACAAUGUUUCUUUCUUGGCCAAGAAUUUCCCGACAGUGUUUGCAGCUAACGGCGACGUCGAAGUGACCAAGUACUACGAGUUAAAGACGGCAGACGGCAACGUGAUUGAGAAUAUUUUUGCGGUUGGUGAUUUGGCGAACCUUGCACUGGUGAAAACCGCCGGAUGGGCUUUUAGACAGGGAAUGCAAGCCGCCAAUAACGCAUUGGAGCUACUUUCCACUGGUUCUAAGGAGAACUACGAGAGUGUAAACGAGGAGUUUCUGAACAAGGCCGGAAUGGUUUUAGUGGUUGGAAUGAAUCAAAGUAUCUGCGAGGACUUCCAAGGUUCGGUGUUUGUCAACGACCCAGAGCACCUUGAGAUGUACACGGACUACAGACUACGCAUUGACCUUGAUCUCCUCGCACCCGUUGUCUAUGAACCACUUGAGCUGGCUUUCAGACAACUGAUAGUAAUUGAACUCGUCCCAGUCCUCUUUUCUGACUUGUGUUGCAAAGAACUUGUUAAACAGGUUGUUGCUGCCACGGUAAACCACCAGUCCGCCAUCAGCGGGGCCAUGGUUGCUCAAGCUGAUGAUACCCUGAACACAGUGGAGCCCAGGCUUGAAAGGCGACUGGUCAAAGUGCGGCCAUGGCUUCAUUUCUGGAGCAUCAGCUCUGUUUGGAAAAGUCACGUUCAACGCGUCGAAAGAGGCCAGCAACUCAUCUGUGCCCCAGAGCUUUUCGAACUCGCCAAGAACUCCCGGCUCCAUUCUGGCGUCCCACACAAACUUUUCGUGGGUGACUCCGUAGCAGUUGUAUGCGUUGAUGUCAGCAUCAACCGGAGGCAGGUUCUCUUUUCUCCAAGUUUUAGGGUCAUCAAAGUCGAGUUCAUCGUUUCCGAAGCUCUUCAUCCACUUGAAAGCUUCCUGCUGAGCGAAGCAGAUUGGGCAUCGAUGAUUUCGUUUGGAACAGACUUGGUCUUUUUCACGACAAUGCCUGGCGAGUCCUUGUACGUUCUUACAGACUUCGUGCUGAUUGGCUCAAGCGUGAGGGUUGAAUUUGUCACUGUAGUCGUCAUUCUGUAUGGUGUCGGUUAUCUCAGAAGCCCCAUCUUAUAUAUGCGCUCCGGGAAUUGA
Messenger RNA from Ogataea philodendri, 2025 nucleotides. RefSeq lists its product as uncharacterized. The coding region runs from base 1 to 2025 and encodes 674 amino acids. Gene Ontology annotation, molecular function: electron-transferring-flavoprotein dehydrogenase activity; flavin adenine dinucleotide binding. The record is from RefSeq and is a predicted model, not a curated record. The transcript is spliced from 3 exons. Gene Ontology annotation, cellular component: cytoplasm. NCBI's taxonomy places the organism in Eukaryota, Fungi, Ascomycota, Pichiomycetes, Pichiales, Pichiaceae.